AUUAAGUCUAAGAAAAGGCUGCUAUAUUUGGAAUCCACUGCUUCUAAAAUGAGUCACUCUGGGGACAGAGAGGAGGGGACCACUGCCUCUAAAAGGAGCCUUCUUGAGGGAACCACUGCCUCUAAAAGGAGCCUUCUUGAGGGAACCACUGCCUCUGAAAGGAAGAGACGCAGGGUCCAUCCAGAGAGACCAGACUCCCCUGUCCCCAGCUGUGUGUCCAUGAAGAGUGAUAACUCGAUGGAACUGCCAGUAUCAUUCGGAGAGGGUGACUUGUCCUCUCAUCAAGGGCGUGUUCAGCAUGAGAAAUCAACACAGAUAAAAUUUCAGACUGUUCUGAGACCCCAUCAAUACAUAAAGACUAAACUGAGACUGAAGUAUCAACACCUAUCUGAAGGACACCAAGGAAAAAGAACUCUUGUGAAGGACAUUUACACAGAUCUCUACAUCACAGAGGGUGGAAGUGGAUGGAUCAAUGAAGAACAUGAAGUAAGACAGAUCGAGAUGGCAUUCAAAAGAGAAAACACACAAGAGACAAUAAUCAAAUGCAACGACAUCUUCAAGCCAGUAAACCAACAGCAGUGGGAUAAUACCAAAUUGAGAGGUUUGAGAAACCUGACAAAAGGAAUUGCUGGCAUUGGAAAAACAGUGACUGUGCAGAAGGUCAUCCUUGACUGGGCAGAGGGAGAAGCCAAUCAGGACAUUGAUUUCUUGUUUCCUCUUCCUUUCCGUGAUCUGAACCUAAUAAAGGGCCAAUACAGUCUGAUGCAACUUCUUUUGCUCUACUUCCCAGAGCUGAAAAAGACUGACAGCGUUGGAUAUAUUGAAACCAAAACUGUUUUCAUUUUGGAUGGUCUCGAUGAGUAUCGACUUCCCCUUGACUUCAAAAACAAUCAGAAGUGCUACGAUGUCACAGAAUCAAAUUCAGUGGACGUUUUGCUGACAAACCUCAUUGAAGGGAAUAUGUUUCCAUCUGCUCUCCUCUGGAUAACCACCCGACCAGCAGCAGCCAAUCAGAUCCCUCCAGAGUGUGUUGACCAGGUGACAGAGAUACGAGGCUUUAAUGAGGCACAAAAGGAAGAGUACUUAAGAAAGAAAAUCACAAAUCCUAAUCUGGCCAACAACAUCAUCAAACACAUAAAAUCAUCUAGAACCCUUCACAUCAUGUGCCACAUACCAGUCUUCUGUUGGAUAUCAGCCACUGUCCUUGAGAUGAUGCUGAAACAAGAAGAGAAGGAUGAAAUUCCCAAUACUCUGAUCCAAAUGUACUCACACUUCCUACGCAUUCAAACCAGUGUGAAGAACAAGUACAACAAAGCCACAGAGACAAACCCAAAGGAACCCUCUCAGACAGACAAAGAAAUUAUCCUGAAGCUCUCAAAUCUGGCUUUCCAACAGCUGCAAAAGGGCAACCUGAUCUUCUAUGAGGAGGACCUACAGGAAUGUGGCAUUGAUGUGACAGAGGCUUCAGGGUACUCAGCAUUGUGUACAGAGAUCUUUAUAGAAGAAUGUGGGUUGUACCACGAGAAAGUCUUCAGCUUUGUUCAUUUGAGCCUUCAGGAGUUUCUAGCAGCAGUACAUGCUCUAGAAUCUUGUCUGGGCAAAGAGGAACAUGUUUUUGCCCCCAAAGCUGUCACUCAAUCCCCAUUCCACUGUGAUGAUGUUGAGGAUAAUGAUGAUGGUGAUGAUGUUGAAGUGAGGAAGUCAGACAAGUUAUACAACUUAUACAGGAGAGCAGUGGACCAGGCCUUGAUGAGUAAGAAUGGACACCUGGACUUGUUCCUCCGCUUCCUUAUGGGUCUCUCACUGAAGUUCAAUCAGGAUCUCUUAAAAGGCCUUCUGACACAGGCAGGAAGUACAACACAGCAAAAUAUGGAAACCUUAAAGAGAACAGAGAAGUACCUGUCAGACAAGAUCAAGAAGGAAUCCUCACCAGAAAGAACUAUCAACUUAUUCCACUGUCUCAAUGAACUUGGUGCCAACUCUCUUGUUGAAAACAUGCAGAUCACCCUACGAUCAGGAAUUCUUUCAGAAGCAAAACUACAACCUCACCAAUGUUCAGCCCUGACCUAUCUGUUACUAAUGUCAGAGGAUGUCCUGGAGGAGUUUGACUUGAAGAGAUACAACAGAUCAGCGGAAGGUUAUCAGAGGUUCUUACCGGUAGUGAAAAACUGCAAGAGAGCAUUACUGAGUAGCUGUAAUCUCAACUACGAAUCAUGUAAAACGCUGGGCUUAGCUCUGCAGACAUCGAACUGCCCUCUGAAAGAACUGGACAUCAGCUACAAUCACCUGGAAGACAGAGGGGUGGAACUGCUUUGUGCCGGACUAACCAGUCCAAUCUGCAACAUACAGACACUUGUCUUGGCUCGGUGUAAACUCACAUAUAAAUCCUGUGAGACUCUGAUCUCAGCUCUACGGACACCAAACUGCCUCCUGAGAGACCUGAUUCUCAGCUACAAUCACCUGGAAGACAGAGGAGUCAAACUGCUCUGUGCUGGACCAACCACUCCAAUCUUCAACAUACGGACACUUGAUCUAGGUCAUUGUGGUCUAACAGAGGAUUGCUGUUCAUAUCUGGCCUCAGUCCUGUGUUCCCCAAACUCACAUAUGAAAAAACUGGAGCUGAGAGACAAUGACCUGAAAGAUGCAGGUGUGACUCUGCUCUCUACUGGAAUGGAGGAUCCAAACUGUAAACUACAUGCACUGGGGCUGUCUGGCUGUCUGGUCACAGAGGAAGGCUGUGCUGCCUUGGCUUCAGCUCUGAGGUCAAAUCCCUUUAACCUGAGGGAGCUGGACCUGAGCUACAAUUACCCAGGAGACUCAGGAGUGAAGCUGCUCUCUGCUGGACUGGACAAUCUACAAUGGAGACCGGAGAAACUCAGUAUGGACCACUGUGAAAAUGACAGGCUGAAAUCAGGACCCCGGAAAUAUGCCUGUGAUCUCACACUGGACCUUAACACUGCAUACACCCACCUCUCUGUGUCUGAGGAGAACAGGAAGAUGACUUUUGCCGAGUUGCAGCCGUAUCCUGUCCACACAGAGAGAUUUGACUACUGGAACCAGGUGCUGUGUAGUGAGGGUCUAACUGGACGCUGUUACUGGGAGGUAGAGAGGAAUGGAGAGGUUGUGAUUGCAGUGGCGUAUAAAGGAAUCAGCAGGAAAGGAAAGGAUGAUGACAGUCGGCUUGGAUACAAUGACAAGUCCUGGGGUCUGGACUUCUAUGAUAACAGGUGCUUUGCCUAUCACCACAGUAAGAAAACGUCCAUACCUGACCCCGCCUCGUCUCCCUGGCCCAACAGAGUAGGAGUGUAUCUGGACUGGCCUGCCGGCACUCUGUCCUUCUACAGCAUCUCGUCUGACACACUUAGCCACAUACACACAUUCCACUGUACCUUUACUGAGCCACUCUAUCCAGGGUUUUGGGUUGGGUCAGACUCCUCAGUGUCUCUGUGUCAGGUAAAAUAGCCACCUGAAUCUUCAGGAAAUCACACUCCAGUUCAAACCCAUCUUAGAGACUUAAUGGAAUAGGUUACACUCUAACGGUGACAGGCAUAUGGAAACCGCCCCUCCCUGACUUUAGGCAAUGUUCAAACACAACAUCCCUACUCUUCAUUCUAUCACCUAAAUGAUUAGUCUUCAUGAGGCACAUAAAAUAUUAACAAGCUACAUUCUAGCUCAAAUUGUAUUUUUACAGGUUCCUGAACUUCCCUCCCUCAGUUGCUCUUCUCAACAGGAUAAUCAUCUGCUCUAAAUAUUUUUUAUACUUCUAUGUGCAUUCAUAUUUAUUUUCAACAAAGCAAUUUGCAAGCCAAAUGUACUGUCUCUUUAAUCUGGGCGGUGCCACAUGAGCUGGCUGUUCAGACUCAGUAUUACGCAUAGACAUAAUAAAGAGUAGACGCCGCAUCGACCGCUACUUCCUACUGGCGCCGACGAGCCGUGGGGCCGCCAUCUUGGACCGGUCAGCCGCUCCACUCAGUGUAAUCUGUUUUGGCAGGUGAAAUGAGCUGUCAGCGCAUUUAAUCAUACCUCAGUGAAUACCAUACUGAUUUUCACGCAGUAUUUUUGCUGCAUAGGUCAUACAUGCAGCUAUGAUACAGGACACAUGGUUCAGGGUAUUUUAAUAUUCAUAGUGGGCUUAACAGUAAUAUAAUUUUCUGAUAUAUGAUAUAAAGUGACCAGACAUCCGAGAUCAAAACUGGGAACAUUAUCCCCAAAAAGGGAGAAAAACAGGGACAUUUCCAGUUUGACUAUCAUUCUGAUUGAUACACCUAAUGUGUAAAUAG
This is a messenger RNA of Esox lucius (northern pike), 4280 nucleotides long. Its product is annotated as NACHT, LRR and PYD domains-containing protein 3-like. The transcript has 11 exons. NCBI's taxonomy places the organism in Eukaryota, Metazoa, Chordata, Actinopteri, Esociformes, Esocidae. The record is from RefSeq and is a predicted model, not a curated record. Bases 49 to 3462 code for a protein of 1137 amino acids. Gene Ontology annotation, molecular function: protein binding.